This is a messenger RNA of Helianthus annuus (common sunflower), 1267 nucleotides long. RefSeq names its product desumoylating isopeptidase 1. Gene Ontology annotation, biological process: protein modification by small protein removal. The record is from RefSeq and is a predicted model, not a curated record. Gene Ontology annotation, molecular function: peptidase activity. The transcript is spliced from 5 exons. The coding region runs from base 201 to 1016 and encodes 271 amino acids. NCBI's taxonomy places the organism in Eukaryota, Viridiplantae, Streptophyta, Magnoliopsida, Asterales, Asteraceae.
GUGUAUUUGGUAGAUUCUAGAAUGUGAUAGAUCCACCGGCCAACUAUAAAAAGUCAUCCUCAGGGUGGGUUUUUAAUUCGCUCAAACGGUUUCCUCUUCUUUGACUCCAGAAUCUCUGAGCUCGCUAUCAAUAAUUUUAGUGAAGACCUUGCACAGAAGAAACUUUUAGCAUCCACAACUUCCGUUUUUAAAUUUGCACGAUGGCUGAGGAGGGCUACAAGGUGACCUUGCAUGCGUAUGAUUUAAGCGGAGGCCUUGCUCGCCAGCUCUCCAUGUCCUUCCUGGGGAAGGCUAUUGAAGCUAUAUGGCACACGGGUGUGGUGGUAUACGGCACCGAAUACUAUUUCGGGAAUGGUAUCCAACAAAUUCCAGCUGGAACAGCACCAUACGGAACCCCACUCCGAGUGAUUGAUCUUGGUGUCACACAUGUCCCAAAAGAUAUGUUUGAGAUGUAUUUACAGGAGAUAAGCCCACGCUACACGCAAGAAACCUACAGUUUAAUGUCUCACAACUGCAAUAAUUUUAGCAACGAGGUCGCACAGUUUUUGGUGGGUGCCUCCAUACCUGAUCACAUCCUCAACCUCCCUAAUGAAGUCAUGAGCAGCCCAAUGGGUGCCCUUAUAAUGCCUAUGAUACAGAAUCUGGAGACCACAUUACGGGCAGGUGCGGUCCCACAAGCUCCACAGUUUAGGCCAUCUUCGGUUAUUUCAACUCCUCAAGUAUCAAAGAAGGUUGACACGUCAUCAGGAAGCAAGGCGAAUGCUAGUGCGACCAGUGGUGAUGCGAAGUCAAAAACCGAAGACGUGGUCCCACCUGCAGUUGUGCCAGCUGGAACAUCACAAGAGAAACCGGUGGUUGAUCCUCUUGGAGAUGCAAGGAACAAAGUGCAAGAAGAGAUUGGAAAAGAGUUUGCUGCCAUUAUGGCGAGUGGUACCCUUCGUGCCAGCGAGGCUGCAGCGCUGGCGACGAAGAAGGUGAUGCAGAAAUACGGACACAUGAAUGCUGCACAAAGCUGAACAGGUUUUGUGCUCUAUUUUUUCUGUAGAUCUUUCAUUGGACCGUCCUAUUUAAGAACGAUUACUUGUAUGUGAUGAAAGAUGAAUAAAUUUAUUCAAAAAAUUAUUCGACAUACACAGGUUGCAGAACGGAUGUUGGUGUGUGAUUGUUUAACACACUUCAUCUCUUAAUGUGUGUUGUGUUGGAAAAUCCAUAGUCAUUGUUUUGUGGAUCCUUGAUAUCGUUUCUGUUUAAUGUUUCAAGUUUGUUA